AUGAAUAAGAAGGGCCCGUUCGAGUGGACUUCGGAGGCUGACGUGGCGUUUCAAGGCCUCAAGAAGUACCUCACCAGCCCACCAGUGAUGGUGGCGCCACGUCCUCUUGAGCCCCUGGUGCUCUACUUGGCCGACACACCCCACUCAGCCAGCGCAACGCUGGUGGCCAUUCGGGAGGAGCGCCAGGUCAAGGGCCGGACGCACGACGCCGCGCGAUCGGACGAGACGACACCGCAUCACGACGGCGCCCCAGAAGCCGCGGCGGCGCUGGCAGAUGAUCAAGAUCCACAAGACGGCGCUCCAGAGGUUGCAGCUACCCCGACGGGCGACCUGGCUCCUGGGGUCCCUCAGCCUCAGGAGGCGCCCCAGCCUCAGGAGAUCUCGGACUCCACCAACGCUUCCGCCCUCGUCGAGCACCCGGUGUACUUCGUCGGCACAGUACUACGCGGCGCGCGAGCAUGCUACCCCAUGCCACAGAAGCUCCUACUCGUGCUCCUCGUCGCUUCGUGA
Aegilops tauschii subsp. strangulata is the source of this 510-nucleotide messenger RNA. Lineage: Eukaryota; Viridiplantae; Streptophyta; Magnoliopsida; Poales; Poaceae. The record is from RefSeq and is a predicted model, not a curated record.